Miscanthus lutarioriparius is the source of this 942-nucleotide messenger RNA. Lineage: Eukaryota; Viridiplantae; Streptophyta; Magnoliopsida; Poales; Poaceae. The record is from the annotation of a GenBank genome assembly.
AUGGUGGGAAGUUCGUGGUCGUCGUCUUCAUCCUGCACAUCGUCGUUCGGGUCCCUCGACGACGAUGUCGUCUGCGUCAUCAAACCGGACUCUGUGGGUGCCGCAGCCGUCGCCGAGGGAAGCGUCAAGUUCCUGUGCAGCUACGGCGAGUUGCAGCGGAAGCUGAGGGAAUUGUGCGGCUGGGAAGCGCACCUGCGGUGCCAGCUACCGAUGGAGGACCUGGACGCGCUCAUCUCCGUGACGUGCGACGACGACCUCGCCAACCUGCUCGAGGAGUACGACGAGGCCAGCAAGGACCGCCUCCAGUCGCUCAAGAUCCGGGCGUUCCUGUUCCCAAGGACGCCGGCGCCUGCGUCGUCCAUACCGCGUCGCAGCCCGCCGUCCUCCCCGCCGUCGGAUUCCAGACCGUCACCGAGUGCUCACCUCCAUAGGCAAAACACUUCCCCGGCGGCCGCAGCCCUCGUCUCGCUGACGUGCGCGCCGCGGUGGUGGGCUGCGCCCCAGGCCUCUCGCCAGGCGCAAGCGCACCAGUCGCAGAACUACGACCGGCACGGCCUUGGCGAGGAGCGGCCGCACCCGCACCGAACACGGAGUGUGGUUCCGGCCUUAGUUCGCCACGUCGCACCUGUGGCAUCGCUGGAGAUGUGGCCGCAAAUUGAUAAGGCUUUGGCCUGGAGCCUGCUACUCGACCUCCUCGACCGUGGCUACCACCUCGUCACCUCCACCAUCAGCGGCUUUCUCUGUGGCCUUUCCUGGUUGCGCCUGAUGCCAGAGUGUCGCCGCUGCAUGCCGCGGGUCAUGCUAUGCCCGCUCUGCCGCCAGCGCUCACGGCCAUGCCGCUAUUGGCCAUUCCUGGGACGAGCUACGGCUUGUCCAUGGCCUAUAGAUUGUAGAGCCACCCACCGGACCAUCCAUGGUCUCCGUAGAACCCCAUUCGUGUGA